AACCUAUAAAUAUCAUGUUGUCAGUGUGAUACAGGAUAAACAACUGGAUACAACUAAACCACGACGAUAAGGCAUUUUACCAACAAUGAAUAUGUUCAUACGUCAAGUCGUGAAAUAAUAAAAGUUGUGGAUAUACGUGAAAAUUAAGAAAAGAUUCACCAGUAAAUUAUAAAAAGAAAAAGACUUUUAGGUUAUCAUUUUGAUUUACCGGAUUCACUUCGUUUUAAUUUUUUUCCCCAUUAUUAUCGAAUCUUAAAAUCAUAACCUAAUAAAUCAUGGCACGUAACGCUGAAAAAGCCAUGACUACACUGGCUCGAUGGCGAGCGGCUCAGAACAACGAAGGUACAAGGAAAGAACAAGAGCGUAGACCCUAUUUAGCUUCAGAAUGCAGAGAAUUAAACAAGGCUGAAAAAUGGAGAUUGCAAAUAGUGCGUGAAAUAGGGAAAAAAGUUGCACAAAUUCAGAAUGCUGGAUUAGGUGAAUUUCGUAUACGAGAUCUCAACGAUGAAAUCAACAAACUGUUGAGAGAAAAACGCCAUUGGGAGACGCAGAUCAAGGAACUUGGAGGUCCCGAUUACUCCAGGGUUGGACCUCGCAUGUUGGAUCACGAAGGCCGAGAGGUUCCUGGCAACAGAGGUUACAAAUAUUUUGGAGCAGCAAAGGAGUUGCCCGGUGUACGAGAGCUGUUCGAACAAGAACCGCCACCGCCACCGCGUAAAACUCGGGCCGAACUGAUGAAAGACAUAGACGCGGAUUAUUAUGGAUACAGGGACGACGAUGACGGCAUUCUCUUGCCGUUGGAGCAAAAGAUUGGCCAAGAAGAACGCAACAAGGCAAUUGAAAUGUGGCAGGAACAGUCCGAUAAAAACGAGGAUAAGGAUAAAGAAAACGAAGAAUUCGAAACGACGUCGCGAAUGCCAAUUCCUACUCAACAAGACAUGAAGGAAGCAUUAUUAGCAAGAAAGAAACAAGAAUUACUCGAAAAAUACGUGCUUUGACGAAUUUCCUUGGUUUAUUUUCAGUUUGGGCGAUUUUUAACAGCUAUUUGUAAGAUUACUUUAGUAAUAUCGGAGUAUACACUUUAUAUAAAACGCGACAAAUAGUAAUUUUAUAUAUAUGUGUAAGACAAACGGUCAGUUUGGUGACUUUGCAAAAAUCCUAAGAUAUUCAAAAAUUCUUGAACCUCUCGCCUCCUCAGCGCGAAGCGCUAUUCUAGAAUAUUUCUCAUAAUCCUAGGAGUAGAGAUUUGCAGGAUUUAAAUAUUAUAGAUAUAAUAUUAAAAUUCUGCAAACAUUCAAACACUGCAAACCUCUGCGCUUCGCACAGGGAAGACAAUGCGAUCAAAGAUUUUUCAGAGUAAUUUUUCGAGUUUUUGAGAAAGACUCAUCAAAGUGACCGGUUGUCUCACACAUGUAUAUACAUAUAUAUUUAAAUUUAUAUAUAUAUAUAAUAACAUUGAUUGAAGUAUUCUGUUUUCAUUUUUUGUGCAGUUAGACGUUUAAGUUCUAAUAAAUUCCCGUUUCAAGAA
Messenger RNA from Venturia canescens, 1528 nucleotides. Its product is annotated as pre-mRNA-splicing factor ISY1 homolog. The coding region runs from base 276 to 998 and encodes 240 amino acids. Gene Ontology annotation, biological process: mRNA 3'-splice site recognition; generation of catalytic spliceosome for second transesterification step. Gene Ontology annotation, cellular component: catalytic step 2 spliceosome; post-spliceosomal complex; post-mRNA release spliceosomal complex. The transcript has 4 exons. NCBI's taxonomy places the organism in Eukaryota, Metazoa, Arthropoda, Insecta, Hymenoptera, Ichneumonidae. The record is from RefSeq and is a predicted model, not a curated record.